This is a messenger RNA of Rhipicephalus microplus (southern cattle tick), 984 nucleotides long. RefSeq lists its product as uncharacterized. Lineage: Eukaryota; Metazoa; Arthropoda; Arachnida; Ixodida; Ixodidae. The record is from RefSeq and is a predicted model, not a curated record.
ACGCCGGGUUGUCAACAAGGAACUGCGACACAGUGUCUCUUAUGCACUCCGCAUCAAAGAUGCACCGUCUGGUCUAGCGCACAGCUCACACGUUGGCAGCGGGGGCAGUGCAGGCUACACGCCAGCUUCGUGUGUACUCCAGGAGCGGCGAACAUGGCUAUAAACAAACUCCUUGGUGUGGCGGUGCUCGCUGCAUCUAUAAUCGAUCUCGGCCAGUCCCAGGAAAAACUCGACUGUAACAUACAGAGCCUACGCGCUUGCGGCGAGGACUAUGUUCCUUACGGACAUGGGCCACACCUGGAGCACACGGGGUCACUGUUCACGAAGCAGUGCGAGACUUACAAGCAGCAGCUCGACUGCAGUAUGACCUACACGCGGGAGUGCGCACACGGCGUGACUAGGGCUGCGGUGCUUCUGGCCCUAGAAGCUUUCCAGGACAAUGUAGAUGCCAUCUGCAUCAACGGUUCGAAGCAGUACGAUGCCUACCAGAAUUUUGUUGGCUGCCUGAACUCCGUGGGGAGAAAAAUCAACGCCUGCUUCACAAUACUUCGAACGAACAUGCAGAAGGCUAUAGUGAAGGCACCGGCCAACGAUGUCGUCCACUACGCAUGUUGUUCGUAUGCUGACUUGAUCGACUGUCUGGACCCGGUAUUGACACCCUGCGAAGAGGAUGGUGGCAAGGAGUUCACAGUUAGCCUACUGGAACAGGUGUUCGGAGAGAUGUUGAGCCUCGUGUGCGGAAAUUACCAAAGGGGAUCGCAGUCCUGCAAGGCUCUGCCAAAGCUGCCGUCCCCUGGUCCAACAGAUCGCAAGAUUGAGGGCUAUCUUGAGCUGCUACUCGAGAUUGGGAAAACACUUACACGAAAGAACUAGCGAAGGUUUUACUCACAUCAGGAAUUUACCUGUAUUUUUAUUUUGAAGAACAGUGCUAGACACUGCGCCUUGAAGCUCUGUUCAACAAUAAAAUAAGUCAAUCGCCAGUGA